GUCCAUAUACUCAUCAUCUCCUCUUGGCGCUCUGGUUCUUCAUUCCUUGGAAGCAUCUUCAACAAUCACCCGGAGGUAUUCUACACCUUUGAGCCAGGACACCCCAUCUGGAUGAAACUAUUGUAUGAGCGUGCUGAGCUCCUCUAUUACCCUGUCAGAGACCUUAUACAUUCCUUAUUCAAGUGUGAUGUUUCUCCUCUCUAUUCCUACCUUCCACGAGGAGGAAAGCAACUCUCCGAGUUCUCGUUCUUUGCAGAGAGUCGAGCUCUAUGUAUGCAUCCAACCUGCCUGUCCUCUAAUACAUCAGCCAGUUAUAACCGUCUUCAUUGCCUUCACGCAUGUCGAGGCAAACCUCUGAUAACCAUUGAAGAGACUUGUAGAAACUAUAGCCACAUAGCAAUGAAAACAGUUCGCAUCUUGGACCUUAAUGUUCUCAUCCCACUCCUCCAAGACCCUAAGCUUGACCUGAGAAUAAUCCACCUAGUUCGAGAUCCGCGAGCUGUUUCUUCAUCAAGGAAGCACGUAAACCUUAAAAUUGAUGAUGAGAUUGUGUGUAGAGAUCCCUUAGGUAAUGGAAAACAAAACAACAAAAAACCAAACAUUACUGAAGUCAUGGGCAAGAUCUGCAAAUCACAGGUUGCCAUGCAUAAAGUGGGCAGAGAUGCCAAAUAUUUUUCACCAGAGAAUUACAUGUUAGUUCGCCAUGAAGAUUUGGCAUUGGAUCCCUUGCCUAACGUCAAUAAAUUGUAUUCUUUUAGUGGCUUGGGUAUGACACCAGAGAUUAAACAUUGGGUGUAUAAUGUAACUCACAAAGAUAGUUCUUCGGAGCCUGGUGGGUUCAGGUCAUAUUCCAGGCAAUCCAUAAAAGUCACUCAGAAUUGGAAGAGGAAAUUAAAGUUCAAGAUAAUAAAGGAAAUCCAGGAAGUUUGCAGAGAGGCAAUGGAGCUGUUUGGGUACCAACCUGUAGAGUCAGAAUCUGAUCUUAGAAAGUCAAUUGGGUGGGAGAGGAAUUAAUACAACAAAUAAAGAGUUAAUGGUAAACGUAACUCUAUUUCCAACAGUAAG
Messenger RNA from Pelobates cultripes (western spadefoot toad), 1065 nucleotides. The record is from the annotation of a GenBank genome assembly. NCBI's taxonomy places the organism in Eukaryota, Metazoa, Chordata, Amphibia, Anura, Pelobatidae.